Molecule: messenger RNA, 7055 nt
Organism: Mercenaria mercenaria
Lineage: Eukaryota; Metazoa; Mollusca; Bivalvia; Venerida; Veneridae
Product: beta-lactamase domain-containing protein 2-like
Exons: 9
Coding region: 1-1308 (435 amino acids)
Source: RefSeq, a predicted model, not a curated record
AUGACGUUUAUUCAAGUACCAGUGCUUGUUUUGUUGAUAGCGUUACUAUUUUAUUACAUCCCAAAGAUUCCUGAACCUAAAUUGCUUCCGAUUGUUGAGGGAUUCUUUCAGCCGGAAUUUAUGGAGGUGGCACUAGUGUUUCGGAGAAAUAUGGAAUCCGGCAAAGAGCAAGGGGCAUCAUUUGCAGUGUAUCAUGAUGGUGAUAUUGUAGUAGAUAUGUGGGCAGGAUAUGCUGAUAGAGACAGUAUGAGAAGAUGGAGGAAUGAAACUACAACAUUGGCAUUUGGAUGCACUAAAGGAGUUAUGGCAUUUCUUGUUGCUAUUAUGGUGGAAAGAGGAUUGCUGAAUUACAGUAAACCAGUUGCAGACUAUUGGCAAGACUUUGGUGUAAAUGGGAAAGGGGAAAUAACUCUAGAGAUGCUUUUAAACCACCAGGCUGGUCUACCAUAUUUGAAGGAAGCAAUUUCUCUUAGAGAUUUGGAAUCAGAUAUCCAGCAUGUAGAUAAAAGUAUAUUCUCACAGUCUCCUGUAUGGAAACCAGGUACAUUACAUGGCUAUCAUGAGUGGACGUUUGGUAUCAUACUGGACAGGCUGAUACAGAAACAAGAUCCUAAACACAGAACUGUUUCAGAAAUAUUCCAGGAAGAAAUUGCAAAGCCAUUAGAUGUUGAAUUUGACAUGCAUUUAAAGAGUGGUGAUGUACAUAAAACUGCGAGAAUUUAUCAGCCGCCAGUCUUACAGAGUAUUUUACAAGCUGGUACAAAUCUGCCUUACCUUAAAAUGUAUAUAAAAAGUUUCUUCAGUUCAGAUUCUUUAGUCAGCAAAGUUUGGAACAGUGUGAAGGAAAGCGUUUUGCCUGUUUUAGUGUUCAAUGACCCAGAAAUAAGAGAAAUAAGCUUGUCCUCCUACUCUGGUACUGGCACAUCUAGAGGUCUUGCAAAGCUGUUUAGCGUUUUAGCGAACAGUGGCCUGUAUGAAGGCAACCGCAUUUUGAGAAGGGAAACAACAGACAAGAUGAAGGAACUAGCUAAUGGUGAUACAUGCUUCAUUACUGGACUACCAAAGAAGUUCAGUCUCGGAAUGCAAGUCUUCACAAACCCAUAUGGAGAGACAACCUUUUGCCAUGCUGGAUACGGAGGACAAAUGGUAGUUGCUGAUCCUAGCAACAAACUCUCAAUCGCAUAUCUUACAAGUUACCUUUCAAUAUACCGCAAUGGAGACGAUCCAAGAUUUUUGGACUUGCAAAGAGCAGUGUACAGCAAUUUGCAAAAAUACAUAGAGCGAAGAAAGAAGAUGACCGAAGUGUGACAUUUUUACAUGUAUUAUAGAAGACACAAAAUAAUGACAGUGCGGGUAAAAAAAUCUAUUCAGCUUGGCUUCAGAGAGAUAACUCUAACAAUAAGUUUCUUUGAACAACGAUGAUAAUGUUAUGCAAUUGUGAACUUAUGCUAAAAGUCAUCAGGUGAACUUUAAUUACCCAUCGCAGCAGACUGUAAAGCAUCUGGUAUUAAUUGUGCAUAUACUUUUGUUACAUAAAGUAUGCUAGAGAUUGAUUACUCUUAAUCUAAGAAUAUCAGUUAGAGUAUCAGCGAUUCCUGUUUAUACAUUGUUGCCAUUUUCGUAUUAGACAGUUUAAAAAUGAAAGAAUCGAAUCAAUGUCAAAUCAUCUGUCGACUGAUAAAAGUAUCCGCUCUUAUUUUUAUAUAUUUAGUAUAAAAUAUAAAAUAGCACUUGAAAGCAAUUGCCAACUAUAGCUUUUCAGACAUUUUCAACUGCACAGCGCCUUCACGAAUUAUAUGAAUAUAUAAUUAUGAUUUAUAUACAUUGUUAGUAUUUUGUUCAUAAAUACAUCAAACAGUGUCAUCCAACCAUAUUUAUUGGAAUGAUGACAAGUACUGGUCGUCCAGAACAUGACUACAGAUAAUUAGCGCAUCCACUGAAGUUACGUGGAAUAACUAAUCUAGUCUACGUCACUAAUGAAGAAACAGGCUUGAAAGAAUUUUCCCAAUAGAAAGUCAAGAUUUUAAUCAGAAAAAUAUGCAGUUGAGAUGUUUUAACCAUAUGAGGAUUGAUUUACUUAAGCAGUUGAAGAAAUACAACAUCACGAAAGAAGCAAGUAAUGAAAUAACUAAUGGCAUACUGCACAUUGAAAUAAAUAGAAUAAGAGUAGCUGGUCCUGCGAAUGAAAAUAAUGAAAGCUUCGAAAACAAAAAAAAUGUCUUCAACCUGACCACUACAUUUUACUCAGUGUAUUGAGUCUCAAGUCUUUAAAAAACACAUUUUUGAAAUGCAUGGGAAAGGAAGCAAGAGCAGAUAUUGGUUUAGGAAAUCCUUCACACAAGUUUUAUAACCGUAAGACUGAGUCAAUAUGUACUCCAAGAAGCAACUGGCUGUGCACGACGACAUUUACAAUUUGAUUUUAAAGGUAACCCGCAAAAAUAGAAAACAGUGACAGAAUUUCAAAGAAUACAGUACACAAACUAGGUUUUGCAAUGUAAAAUACAAGAAGAAAACAAAAGUUGUCACCGGGAAGUUAUCUCUGCCAUCUCAGGACUGUAGUGAAAAAUUGUAUUCUCUGCCUUCUGCAAUUAUUGAGAAGUUUUGGAAUAGUACAGAAAUGCUGUUGUCAAAUGACUAUUUGAGGAAACUACAUAAUGGUAACUUUCGUAUUGCAGAAGAUGCGGAUGCUUACAUCAUCAAACAAAACAAGAAUACAUUUGUUUGCAAUUGUCCGGACUAACAGAAAUUAAAAACUUCGUCCACAUGUUUUGGUUAUCGCAGAUGAAAAAAAAAACCUGUCUGAUUUCUGUUAUUUCCGGCUUCUAGUAUAAUCUAUUAGCUGUAAUAUAAACAAACACAUCGUGCAAGGUGCAGGCAAACGGAAGUCAAGAAGCCAAGAAAAGGUUGUCAGAAUGUUAAAAAAAUCUCCAAUAGAAAAGUUCUUCAGUUCAAAAAUACGAUAUCGUGCUGAUACUCUUUUGCACAGCUGUAUUUACACAGUUUCCGUAUUUCUGUAUUUUUAUCUACAAGUUACCAAUAAAUACAAAAGAAGAAGUAUAUGUCUUUUCGGUCUUCAUGGAUGUUGGUCCAUGGAGGGAAAACUAAAAAAAUCAAGAUAUUUCACGUGCUAUUUUGUUUACGCGUCAGGAAUGACUAUUUAUGUUUGCAGUAAAUACCAGAAGUAUACCAAGAUGAAAAGAAUGGCAUUGAAAAGAAAAAAUAAUAUCUUGUUCCGUUCCGCAAAGAAUCAUUAUCCUAGGCACGCUAGGGGAUAUUUAUACUUUGCGGGACGGAACGGAACAACUGUGUUUGCAGUCUCGAAGAUUUGUUCACAGGAGUUUUCUUUUUUUAUGCCCCCGAAGGGAGGCAUAUUAGUUUUCAACUGUCCGUCCGUUCCUUCAUCACAAUGUUAACGUUUUGCAUGAAGGCAACGUUAACUUUUUGCAUCAAUGAACUUUACUCGCGAACCACUGUACCCUGGACCUUCGAACUUCACGUGCUAAUAGUACUUAUUGAGUACUUAUUGAGUACAAGACCCCGAUUGACUUUCGGGUCACCAGAUCAAUGGUCAAGGCACUGCGGGGGCAUCUAUCACCAUUAGUGACAGCUCUUGUUAAGUGUAUGCAUUUAGUUAUAUAAAAAAGUGUAUCAACAAUGUCUAAACUAAAAAGCGCAGUGUAUGUUUACGCACUACAAGUAUCAGAAAUGUAACACGCACGAGAAAAUGGACGACUAGAAAUAAGAACUUCUAGGAUUUGUGAAACACUGCAUUCUACCGUCUAAGUAUUUCAAAUUACGUUCUAGCGUAUUAAAAAGAAUGAUACAACAGCUUUAAUUCGUAUUAAAUAAUUUCAAGUACUUUUAAUUUUCUCAAUGAAUUUCAUAUGAAAUGUUCAGUUUUUAUGCAAUAUAAUACUUGAAAUAAACCUCUGGGAACAUGAGGACUGAAAAAAUAUGAUACCGUGUUGAUACACUAUUGAAGUUGGAUACUUACGGAUGCCAUAUUAGUUUUGUUUUCUUAUGAUAGAAGGAAGCAAAUUAGAGUAUCAGUGCAAGGGAGAGAAACCCUUUAAACACAUUAUUGAAAAUGCCUAUAAGUUAAUUACCUUGUUUGUAUGAUGUGAUCUUGUGUCUCAUUUUCAAUUUUCCAAAUUGUGGAGUCUUGCCGUUUCGAAUUUCGUGCAAGGCACACAAUUAUUUAUCUAUCCUGAAAUUAAGAUUAAAAUUCUUAAGACUUAUAAUCCUAUAUCUAUAUUCACAGAAGUAUCGGAUAGAGUAAGCAAAUGGAUUUGUAAAAUGGAUAUAAAUGCAAGAUAUUCUCGUAAUUAUUCUUAGCUCGUUCAUUUAUUUACUGUUUUUGUCAAAGUCGCAAAAAAGGUUUUGUUUAUUCCAACCUUUUUAUAUUGGAUAGUACGAUCGAAAUUUCUUGCUCACAAGUAUAUGCAAUGCCAUAUAUAUUGAUUUCACUUAUGUACAUUUACAGGUAUUCAUUAAUUAAAAAGAAAAAUGUUAAGGGACUUGUCCUGUUGAUAAAAGGCUAGAAAGCUUGUCUGUAUAUUCAAUAAGUGUGGCUGAAUAAUAAAAUGAUAUAAAAAAAAGAAUGAAACAUUUUAUGUAUGAAACAAAUAUCAGAAAUGUAACACGCACGAGAAAAUGGACGAUUAGAAAUAAGAACUUCCUCUAGGAUCUUUUAAUAAAGAUUUAUGAAACACUGCAUUCUACCGUCUAAGUUUUUCAAAUUAAGUUCUAACGUAUUAAAAAGAAUGAUACAGCUUUAAUUCGUAUUAUAUAAUUCCAAUACCUUUUAAUUUUCUCAAUGAAUUUCGUAUGAAAUGUUUAGUUUUUAUGCAAUAUAAUACUUGAAACAAAGCUCUGGGAACAUGAGGACUGAAAAAAUAUGAUACCGUGCUGAUACACUAUUGAAGUUGGAUACUUACAGAUGCCAUAUUAGUUUUGUUUUCUUAUGAUAGAAGGAAGCAAAUUAGAGUAUCAGUGCAAGGGAGAGAAACCCUUUAAACACAUUAUUGAAAAUGCCUAUAAGUUAAUUCCCUUGUUUAUAUGAUGUGAUCUUGUGUCUCAUUUUCAAUUUUCCAAAUUGUGGAGUCUUGCCGUUUCGAAUUUCGUGCAAGGCACACAAUUAUUUAUCUAUCCUGAAAUUAAGAUUAAAAUUCUUAAGAAUAUCAUAUAUCUAUAUUCAGAGAAGUAUCGGAUAGAGUAUGCAAAUGGAUUUGUAAAAUGGAUAUAAUUGCAAGAUAUUCUCGUAAUUAUUCUUAGCUCGUUCAUUUAUUUACUGUUUUUGUCAAAGUCGCAAAAGGUUUUGUUUAUUCCAACCUUUUUAUAUUGAAUAGUACGAUCGAAAUUUCUUGCUCACAAGUAUAUGCAAUGCUAUAUAUAUUGAUCUCACUUAUGUACAUUUACAGGUAUUCAUUAAUUAAAAAGAAAUAUGAUACGGGACUUGUCCCGUUGAUAAAAGGCUAGAAAGCUUGUUUGUAUAUUGUAAGUGUGGCUGAAUAAUAAAAUGAUAUAAAAAAAAGAAUGAAACAAUUUAUGUAUGAAACAAAUAUCAGAAAUGUAACGCACGAGAAAAUGGACGAUUAGAAAUAAGAACUUCCUCUAGGAUCUUUUAAUCAAGAUUUGUGAAACACCGCAUGAUACCGUCUAAGUUUUUUUCAAAUUAAGUUCUAACAUACUAAAAAGAAUGAUACAGCUUUAAUUCGUAUUAUAUAAUUUCAAUUACCUUUUAAUUUUCUCAAUGAAUUUCGUAUGAAAUGUUUAGUUUUUAUGCAAUAUAAUACUUGAAAUAAACCUAUGGGAACAUGAGGACUGAAAAAAUAUACCGUGCUGAUACACUAUUGAAGUUGGAUACCUACAGAUGCCAUAUUUCUGUAUUUUUAUCAGUCUGUAAGUUGCAAAUAUAUACAAAAGGAAACAACUUCACCGAUGUUGGUCCGUGGAGGGAAACUUAAAAAAUAAGAUAUUCCACGUGCAAUUUCGUUUACGAAUCAGGAAUGGUAAAUGAUGUAUGCAGUAAAUACCAGAAAUAUACCAGGAUGAAAAGAAGCGCAAUGAAAAUAAAAAAAAUAAAAUAAAAUGAUAUCUUGUUCCGUUCCGUUCCGGAAAGUAUCAUUAUCCUAGGGGAUAUCGAUACUUUGCGGAACGCAGCGGGACAUUUUUCUUUAGUCAGGGAUAAUUGAUACGUACAUGUGUACUACUAUAUUGAUAUCUAAACCAUUAUAUUUAACUAAAAAUGACUGUAACCAUAUUCACAAAAAAUAAAAUAAUAAUCGCAUCAAACUCAAAAUACUUCGAGUGCGGGAGGUCGUGGGUUCGAUCCCUGAUCGCGUCAUACCAAAGACGUAAAAAUGAAGCUGUUAGCUGCCUCGCUUGGCGCUCAGUAUUAAGAGGAUAGUGCUAGUACUGGUCAGCCCGGUGUCAGUAUAAUGUGACUGGGUGGGGUAUCAUGUCAUGUGCCUACGGCGUGAUAUUCCAGUGAAGCAGCACAAUAAAGUUGGGCAUUGUGCUCACUGCCAUAAGUAGACACUGUCGUUUAUAUGACUGAAAAAUUGUUUGCAUAUUGUACCAUCUUUUAAAUCAUUGGUUUGCACCUUUAAACUAUCCAGUAUUAGACUGUAGCUUAAUUUAUAAUUUUUUCAUGAUUCUUGCUUUUUCGCUGCAAUUGUCAGGGCAGGGUUGGUCAAUAGUUUUAAUAUUUCAAUCUACCAUAUUGAUUGUGUACAUGGUUUCUAGAACUUUCAUAACUUUACAUUACUUUUACUAUGUCCCUCGUUUUUGGCGGGAAAGUUAGGCUAAUAUUAUAAAUAGGCAGGUUUGCUCAGCAGUGGGUUUGUUCUGUGUUUGGUCGCCGAAACGAAAGGUAAAGUGUUUACCUCCUUUCACUGACCUGCCUGAGCCACUCCCUCUCUCUCCCCCAGAUAUUAUAUUAGGAAAUUUUAGUUGCUUAUUUUUUAGGUUUUUGUAAUUGAGAAAUUGUUAUUAUUGAGUUGUAAAUUUUUAACAAUAAGGAAGGGUAACCAAUAAAAAAGGUGUGAACUGUG